This is a messenger RNA of Rotaria sp. Silwood1, 966 nucleotides long. NCBI's taxonomy places the organism in Eukaryota, Metazoa, Rotifera, Eurotatoria, Philodinida, Philodinidae. The record is from the annotation of a GenBank genome assembly.
AUGAGUUCUUCUAUGACUACAAAUAUUCUUUUUUUUGGUGAAAAAUAUACACUCUAUACGAGUUAUCUCAUAUUCAUUAUUGGAAUUAUUGGAAAUUUUUUUAAUAUUCUUGUUUUCACUGGUUUGAAAAUCUUUCGAAAUAAUCAAUGUGUUUUGUAUUUUAUAAUCGAAUCAAUAUCAAAUAUAUGUCAAUUAAUUAUGUUUUUUCUUAUCCAUUUAUUAAUACAUAUAUAUAAAAUUGAUCCAGCAAAUUUAAUACUAUUUUGGUGUAAAUUUCGAGCUAUGAUGAUUGUAUUAUGUACAUUAAUAUCAUUUUCUGCAAUAUGUUUUUCUGCAUGUGAUCAAUAUCUUUCAACAAGUCCUCGAUUCAAUUUAAGAAAAAUGAGUACAAUUAAAUUAGCUGAAAUUCUUAUAUUUACAGCUAUGGGUAUUUCAUUGCUACAUAGCAUUCCAUUUUGUGUUUAUAUGAAAAUUCAAGAUUCUUUCUGUAGUAUUUUCAAUCCAAUGAUGUCUCGAUAUUUAUCUUGUUUUUAUUAUCCAAUUCUAUCUGGAAUUCUACCUAUUUUUAUUGCAUCAUUAUUUAGUAUCUUAGCAUAUCGUAAUGUUCGACGAAUAGUUCGACUACAAAUGCCAAUAAUUCAUCGACGACUUGAUCAACAAUUGACAGCAAUGGUUCUUGCCCGUAUUAUUGGAUUCAUUAUUUUAACAUUACCUUAUGCUGUUCAAAGAAUGUAUACAUAUCUUCCAAAGGUUGGUAAAUCAGAUCUUUUUCGAAUUGCAAUUGGUAACCUAGUAGGAAGAAUUGUAAGUUCAUUUUUCGAUCUAAAUUAUGCGGCAUCUUUUUAUAUAUUUAUGGCAUCUUCAUUGCGAUUUCGUCGUCAGAUAAAAAAUGUUUUGGUAAAAAAAUUUUGGCGACGAUGGAAACAAUGGCCUUGUAAUAAACAUCAAAUUUAUCCAAUUGUGUAG